This is a messenger RNA of Adelges cooleyi (spruce gall adelgid), 2664 nucleotides long. Its product is annotated as ATP-binding cassette sub-family F member 3. Lineage: Eukaryota; Metazoa; Arthropoda; Insecta; Hemiptera; Adelgidae. Bases 254 to 2407 code for a protein of 717 amino acids. The transcript has 13 exons. Gene Ontology annotation, molecular function: ATP hydrolysis activity; ATP binding. The record is from RefSeq and is a predicted model, not a curated record.
AUUUCAAUUCCAUUGAUUAUUUUGGACGUAACUCUUUAAAGUUUAGAUUAGUCAAAUAGAAUUAUUGCUUUCAUAUAUUUUAAAGAUCAUGGCAAAUUACCAUUGUAAUUAUAUUUCUACAAAUUUGUAUAAUAUGCAAAGUGAUCUUGAAUACUACCUUUAAUUUAAAAGUAACAUUGUCGUCUAUUAUUUUAUCUAAAAUAUUUUUAGUUCAAUAUAAGUUAAGAGUUUACCUGUACAUUACCUGUUGACAAUGGACCACUGUAAAGAUUUUAUAAAAGCCGAAUUUCCCUGUAUCGAUAUAGAGAUGUUUCAAUAUAUUGAAGGCGUUUUGGAAAAUGGUAUUGACGAUUUUCACGACACUGAAGAUAUUUAUGAAGCUAUUGGGGAAGUAUUACAGGAAAUAGCUAAUAAAUCUGAAUCUGAUAUCCGAGGGAUUUGCUCAAAGUUACUGCAUCUUAUACAUCCUCAUUCCAAUAGUAAUGCAUCUAAAAAUGGGCAUACUAAAAUAUUAGAUGCUCCUGUACAUUUAGCAUCAAUGGCAGCCGAUCUUGAAGAUAACGAUAUGGAAAUUAAAAGCAUAUGGGUUAAUUCAAGAGAUGAUAGUCUAAAAGUAGAUAAAAAGAAAUUAAAAAAAGCUCAAGAAAAGCUUCAACAAAAACAUGACAAACGGACUGAGCAAGUUGUUAAAGGUGUGGGAUCAAUAAGUGUAGCUAGUAGUAACAAAAUGGACGGCGCAACUGCUUCUCAAGUUACAAGUAAAAAAGAAGCAAAAUUGGAAGCGAAAGGAAACAAUCGUGCCCAAGAUAUAAAAAUAGAAAAUUUUGAUGUUGCCUACGGGGAUAGAAUUUUACUUCAAAAUACUGAUGUAACAUUGGCCUAUGGAAGAAGAUAUGGUUUGGUUGGAAGAAAUGGACUCGGCAAAACAACAUUAUUAAGAAUGAUUUCUUGUGGUCAGUUGCGAAUUCCGUCACAUAUAUCUAUAUUGCAUGUAGAACAAGAAGUUAUUGGUGAUGAUACCCCUGCUUUAGAAUCGGUAUUGCAGUGUGAUUUUGUGCGACAUGGUUUAUUGACCAGAGAAAAAGAAAUAAAUUUGUUAAUUGCUAACGGUUCAGCGGCUAGUGCCGACUUAAGUUCAGAACUGAGCGAGAUAUAUAUGCAAUUGAGUGCCAUAGAGGCUGAUAAAGCCCCCGCUCGAGCAAGUGUAAUACUUGAUGGUCUAGGUUUUAACCCAGAAAUGCAAAAAAAAGCCACUAAACAUUUCUCCGGUGGAUGGCGUAUGCGAUUAGCACUUGCAAGAGCACUCUUCUCUAAGCCAGAUUUGCUACUACUCGACGAGCCUACUAACAUGUUGGAUAUGAAAGCCAUAAUAUGGCUGGAAAAUUAUUUGCAAAAUUGGCAGAGUACAUUGUUGGUAGUGUCUCACGACCGUCAUUUUUUGGAUACUGUGCCAACUGAUAUUCUACAUCUUCAUACACAACGUAUUGACACGUAUCGAGGUAACUACGAAGUUUUCGAAAAAACCAAAAAUGAAAAACUCAAAAAUCAGCAACGUGAAAUUGAAGCUCAAAAUGCUCACCGAUCGCAUGUACAAGAAUUUAUUGAUAAGUUUAGAUAUAAUGCUAAUCGCGCUUCAAGUGUGCAGAGUAAAAUUAAAAUGCUUGAAAAACUGCCAGAAUUAAAAGCAAUUGAAAAGGAAGUAGAAGUAGUUUUACGUUUUCCUGAAACUGAAGGACUAUCACCACCGAUUUUACAGCUUAAUGAAAUUUCAUUUGCUUAUCCUGGUUGUAAUAACAAUAUUUUGACUAAUGUCAAUCUAGGUGCUACAUUAGAAUCCAGAAUAUGUAUUGUUGGUGACAAUGGAGCUGGUAAGACAACACUAUUGAAGAUUAUAAUGGGAAUACUAAAUCCAACUUUGGGCGUCAGAAAUGUACAUAGAAAUUUGAAGUUUGGUUAUUUCAGUCAGCACCACGUUGAUCAACUUGAAAUGAAUCAGUGUUCGGUGGAGCUAUUACAGUCGUCAUUUCCAGGUAAAACGGUAGAAGAAUACAGACGUCAAUUGGGCGGUUUUGGAGUUACUGGAGAUUUAGCGUUACAAAGUGUCGGCAGUCUUUCUGGAGGCCAAAAGUCUAGAGUUGCGUUUGCAAGAAUGUGUAUGUCCAAUCCCAAUUUCCUUGUCCUUGAUGAACCUACUAAUCAUUUAGACAUUGAAACAAUCGAAGCUUUAGGCAAAGCUAUACAAAAAUAUACAGGAGGGCUAAUUCUCGUAUCUCACGACGAACGUUUAAUUCGAAUGGUAUGCAAAGAGCUAUGGGUUUGCGGAGGCGGCGGUGUCAAAAGUAUUGAAGGUGGCUUCAAUGAGUACAGAGCCAUUGUCGAACGAGAACUUGCCGAAGCAUCUAAAUAGAUGCUCAAAUUGUGUACACAACGUUUAUUUGAAAUAUGUAAACAAUUUACUUGUUUUGUAUUACUGUUUUUUUUAAAUUGAUGUAUUUAAUCACAAUUGUGUGUGUGUGUGUGAGUGUAUAAGUAUUAUGCUAAAUUCUAUUUAAAAAUUACUCGUAUACUACAUCAACAAAAAAUAAGCAAUGCCCGUUAGAGUUGUACUUGUUAUCUAUCAGUCAUGUUUUUUACAUAUUAUAUUAAUAAACGAAAAUAUACCGA